Molecule: messenger RNA, 1826 nt
Organism: Zonotrichia leucophrys gambelii
Lineage: Eukaryota; Metazoa; Chordata; Aves; Passeriformes; Passerellidae
Gene: NMRAL1
Product: NmrA like redox sensor 1
Exons: 6
Coding region: 174-1064 (296 amino acids)
Cellular component (GO): nucleus
Source: RefSeq, a predicted model, not a curated record
CGAGCGCAGUCGGGUGAAGCCGAACACAAUCGGGUCACGCCGAACAGACGAACGCACGCAGCUCCCGCUCAGCCGAACCGAGCCGAACGGAGCCGGGAGGAGCCGAUUGGACCCGAACCGAGCCGGGCAGAGCCGAUUGGAGCCGAGAGCCCCGGGACCGCCCGCGCUGCUGCAUGGCCGGGAAGAAGCUGAUCGUGGUGUUCGGGGCCACCGGGGCCCAGGGCGGCAGCGUGGCCCGGGCGCUGCUGGACGAUGGGAGCUUCAAGGUGCGCGCCGUGACGCGGAGCCCCAGGAAGAAGGAGGCGGAGGAGCUGAGGCGCAGGGGAGCCGAGCUGGUGAAGGCAGAUCAGGACGAUGAGGCGUCGCUGGAGCGGGCCUUGGCCGGUGCCUACGGAGCCUUUAUUGUCACCAACUUCUGGGAGCACUGCAGCAAGGAGAAGGAAGUCGAGCAGGGACGGCGUCUGGCUGAUCUGUCCAAGCGCCAGGGCCUGCAGCACGUGGUGUUCAGCGGGCUGGAGAACGUGCAGCAGCUGACAGGGGGCCGGCUGGAGGUGCUGCACUUCGAUGGCAAAGGCGUGGUGGAGGAGCACUUCCAGAAAAUCGGGGUUCCCACCACCAUCAUCCGCCUGCCCUUCUACUUUGAGAACUUCCUCUCCAUCUUCAAGCCUCAGAAGGCUCCGCAGGGAGAUGCCCUUGUGCUGGAGCUGCCCAUGGGGGACACCCCCAUGGAUGGGAUGGCUGUGGAGGACCUUGGGCCCGUUGUGCUUUCCCUGCUGAAGUCCCCAGGGGAGUACGUUGGCCAGGUGAUAGGACUCAGCACGGGCAAGCUCACCGAGGCAGAGUAUGCUGCCAUCCUCUCCCAGCAGACGGGCAAGACUGUGACAGCCAGCAAGAUCUCCCCUGAGGAGUACGAGAAGCGGGACUUCCCUGGCGCCAAGGAGCUGGCUGCCAUGUUCCGUUUCUACGCCCUGAGGCCCGACCGCAGCGUGGCUCUGACCAUGAAGCUGAACCCCAGGGCCCGAACCUUCCAGCAGUGGGUGGGGGACAACAAGAACGCCUUCUGAGCCUCCCCUCCCUCCUCUGCCUCCCUGCUUUCUGCAGCAGCUAGGGGACCUGGCUGAGGUGAGGUGUGCUGCCUUCCCAGCAGCGCCUCGGGGAGAGGCUGAUCUGCCCCAGCUGGGCAGAGCUCAGCCCAUUGCUGGUCCAUGUGUGUGUCCUGCAGUGUGGUUGGGGCUAUUUAGGCAGCUAGAACAAGAGGAAGGGCUGCACAGCACAGGCAGAGGGGUGGCAGAAGUGCUGCCUUUGCACUCUGUGCUCAGGGAGGUGUUGCUUUAGUCAUUGUGGGUGUUUUAGGGUGGUGGGGGCUUGUUUUCCCAGGAUCACCUCCUUUCCCAGGCAGCUCUGAGCCUAUGGCACCAUGUGGGAGGCUGAAGGUGUGUACCCAAAGGCAGUGCCUCUGGGGCAGGUAUCCAUUGCUGCAGGCUCCUAAGCAAACAGCAGACAGGGAUUUCUCCAUGGAUCUGGUUUGGGCCCUGCAGGUGAGCCACUGGAGAGAUGGAGGAUUACUGUCAGCCCAGAAGGAGGGACUGCAGUGACUUCCUGUAACACAAAAGCUGAGCCUGAUUCCUCAUCACACAGCCCUGGCCCUGGUCCUUGGGCUCCUGGAGCUAAUUUCAAUCACUGUCCCAAGGAGCUGAGAUAAAACUCGGCUUUUUCUAGACUGUCCAAGGUUCAGUGGAAAAGCCCCUUCCCCCUCACGUGCCUAAAGUACUGCUCAGCUUUGUGUUUAACGUCAAUCCCAGCCCCUAGCACUGCUUGAGCCAUCC